Cydia splendana is the source of this 764-nucleotide messenger RNA. Its product is annotated as adenosine 5'-monophosphoramidase HINT3-like. The coding region runs from base 60 to 491 and encodes 143 amino acids. NCBI's taxonomy places the organism in Eukaryota, Metazoa, Arthropoda, Insecta, Lepidoptera, Tortricidae. The record is from RefSeq and is a predicted model, not a curated record. The transcript is spliced from 3 exons. Gene Ontology annotation, molecular function: catalytic activity.
UCUGAUGACAGAAGCGUAAACUUUAGAUUUUACAGUUUUUCAGGAAAUUUCUGUUAACCAUGGCUGCAGGAGCCCCCGAAGCCCCAUCUAAAUCAGCUUGUAUAUUCUGUAAUAUAGUGAACAAGCUAGAAGACACAGAGAUACUGUACGAAGAUGAAGAAAUCUGCGUGUUUCGUGACAUCCGACCAGCAAGUCGGUUCCACAUUUUGACCAUUCCGAAAAGGCAUAUUGAGGACGUUAAAUCUUUAACAGCCGCUGAUAAAGACUUAGUUGAAAAGCUGCUAACCGUAGCCAAAGAGAUGUUGACCAAGAACGGCCUGUCAGAAGACGUUGCCAGGUUCGGGUACCACUGGCCACCGUUCCGGAGCGUGAAGCACCUUCACUUGCACACCAUAGCUCCGGAGAGUGAAAUGGGUUUCCUCGCCAAAAUGAUGUUCCGGAAGGAUUCUUAUUGGUUUGUUUCGCCUGAUUACGUGAUGUCAAGACUAUGACGUGACAGAAGUGAUGAAAAUAUUCCAAUUUUUGCACAUGAACGAGCGGAGAAGACCAAGUUGGGAUGAGCUUGUCAUUUGAUUUUGAACCUAACGGUAAAAGAGUUAGGAUCUAUUUUGAUGUACAAUUUAUUUGCAAUAAAAACUUGUAUUAUGUAGGUAAAGUACCUAAUGGACAAUGGUUAAUGAUUAUUAUUUAUUAUUAUAGUAAUGUAAUCGUAUUUAGUCUUAUUUAUUGUUGUUAUAUUGGGUUAGAAUACACGAUUAAAGUUA